AUGCCUAGUCUGGAACCAUGGAAAAAUCUAAGAUUAAGAAAAGACAUUGUCACCUUAUUUGAUGUGCUAUGCGAAGUGCAACAGACACCAACGGGCCCAAAAAUUAUUCGAAGCUUUCCGGAAGAUUAUGACGAUCAACAAGUCUUGAAGGCGAUUCCCCAAUUCGCGAUGCCAUAUGAUUUCUUCGACCAUCAGGGAUGGCAACACAAUUUUGGGCAUUGCCGAGUGUCACCGGCCACAAAGACUUGCUACGUGAUCUUAAGCGGGCUGCCAUGGUGUAAAUUCUUUGCCGAGAUGCUGGAUUUAUUUUCGGGUAUUCGGAGUUUUGCGACGGACGAGGAUUUCGACUUGGCAUUUUGCGCAGCGUAUCAUUCCGAGAUACCACUGCCUGGGACACAAUUGAGUCUACCAAAAAUUAAUAAGCUUCCGGUUGCAAAAUGUAUUGCUCCGGAAUUGAAAGUGUUUCCAUCGAUGAGAGAUGAGACGUAUUUGCUUGAAUUGUGGAACGCAUUGUCACCAGAUCAGUUGAUAAAAUUAUAUUGCAGCAUCCUGAAAGAGCGGAAUAUCAUUUUUACGGGUUCAAAGCUAUCUUUGAUUACGAAUUGCGUUUUGGCAACGACGACGAUGUUGUAUCCAAUGUAUUGGCAAUACCUUUUGAUCCCAGUAAUUCCGCCGGAUAUGAAAGCGUUCCUCGGGACACCUGUGCCAGCAAUAAUGGGUGUGGCAAAGCAAGUCGUACCUCAAGUCGAGAAAGCUGAAGGCACAAAUACAGCUGUAAUUAUUGAUUUGGAUGCAAGAACCAUUGCAGCAAUAGACCAGGAUUAUCAAGCGAUGCCUACUGACAUCAAAAAGAUGCUAAUGUCUUACCUGAAGAAAAUGAGCAUGAGCGAUGGUUUUUCAGAAGUGUUUUAUAAAGCAAACAGCCAAAUUUUUGGCAAGUUUUUGUAUGGAAGACGGGCGGAUACACCGAGCGGCUGGGAUCGAGAGCUUUUUAUCUCAAAACAUAAAGAUUCGGAAAUGAGGGAUUACCUGCGGUAUCUCAUUGGCGACGGUGGUGUACAGUAUUUGGAACGGUUUUGUGAGGAAUAUUUCGAAAAGGAAAAUACUUUGGAAAGUCAAAAAAUACCGUUCACGGCUGAAGGAAUGCCAAAGAAGCCGAUGGAAAAAAUUCAGGAUAAUGUGUCAGAAGUUUUCGGGACUUUUAAAGACAAAUUUGGAAAGCUAAAGAUUGGCGGUGGACGACCAGGCGCUAGCAAAUUUUACGAUGAACCGAUUUCAAAUUUGGACAAUCAGCUGUUUGAGGAUUCGCUUCCGGAAAGGCCAAAGGAAGUACAAUCGAGACAGCCAGAACAACAGCAAGUAGUGUAUGAUCUAAUUACUUUUGGAAACGAUGAUCCGACUCCUACGGCUGAAACACCGCAGACUAGAGCAUCUUUUGAGGACCCAUUCGGAAUCCGGGAAUUUGAGACAUCAACUUUCAACUCACAUACGCAGCCAUCCAACGCCCGCGCCUCUCCGUCACUUCCUUCCCGUCCUCCGGUCACAUUUCCACCAUCCCAAUUUCCCGAUAAUCCCUUUAUGCAACCAUUUCCAUUUGAUGCAUUUUCGGGCUUCUCGGCAAGAUCGGAUUCUAAUUCUUUAAGCUCGGCUGGGUCCUCACCAAAGCUUCCGCCACGGCCCAUUCACAAUGUACAGAUGAGAGGUAGUCCAUUUCAAGCCGGAGCGGCCGCACGACAUGGUAUGAUAAACCCAGGACAACCAAUGCGAACAAAUAGUGCUUCACCGGUAGUUCCGCAACGACCCACUCAACGCCCAAUUGCCGAUAUCCCAUCCCACGGCGGCUCGGCACCAACUAUGAAUAUUCCCCUGAGAAGGCCCGCUCUUCAAAGCAGAGCCCCUCCCACCACUCCACAGCCAACACAAAACCCGCCAACAGUUCCAGGACACGGAUGGGUCAAAUUUGAA
Mesorhabditis spiculigera is the source of this 1965-nucleotide messenger RNA. Lineage: Eukaryota; Metazoa; Nematoda; Chromadorea; Rhabditida; Rhabditidae. The record is from the annotation of a GenBank genome assembly.